AUGGUGCGGGCCGCAGCCAUGAGCCAGGACGCGGACCCCAGCUGCCCGGAGCAGCCCGACAGAGAUGCCCGCAGCGUGCCCGGUGCCCCGGCGCCCUCGGCGCCUCCCGGGCCGCGAGGGGUGCAGCCGCCGCCGCCCCAAGCCGGCCUACCCCAGAUCAUCCAAAAUGCCGCCAAACUCCUGGACAAGACCCCGUUCUCCGUCAGUAACCCGAACCCCCUGCUUCCCUCGCCAGCCAGUCUCCAACUGGCUCAACUGCAAGCCCAGCUCACCCUCCAUCGGCUGAAGUUGGCACAGACGGCUGUCACCAACAACACCGCGGCUGCCACGGUCCUGAACCAAGUCCUCUCCAAAGUGGCCAUGUCCCAGCCUCUCUUCAACCAGCUCCGGCAUCCGACCGUGAUCAGCACACCCCACAGCCACACCGGGGUGCCCCAACAUGCUGCGACCAUACCCAGUGCCCGGUUUCCCUCCAAUGCCAUUGCCUUCUCACCCCCUGGCCAGACCCGGGGCCCAGGGCCCUCUGUGAGCCUCCCCAGUCAGCCCCCCAGUGCCAUGGUGAUGCAUCCUUUCAGCGGGGUGAUGCCUCAGACCUCUGCCCAGCCAGCGGUCAUCCUGGGCAUUGGCAAGACUGGGCCCACGCCUGCUGCAGCGGGGUUCUAUGACUAUGGCAAGGCCAACUCCAGCCAGGCUUAUAGCUCUGAAACAGAGGGACAGCCCAGCUUCCUGCCAGCCUCGGCCUCGACCUCGGGCAGAGUGACCUACGAGGGGCACUACAGCCAUUCGGGACAAGACGGCCAGGCUGCCUUUCCCAAGGAUUUCUACGGCCCCAACUCCCAAGGGGGCUCCCACGUGGCAGGCGGAUUUGUGGCUGAGCAGGCCGGGGGCAUGAAAGGCGAGGUGGGUCCGCUGCUGCAGGGGGCAAACAGCCCGUGGGAGAGCCCCCAUGGCUUCUCUGGCCAGAGCAAAGCUGACCUUAUCGCGGGCCCCAACCUGUGGCCUCCACCCCCCAGCCAGCCCUAUGAGCUGUACGACCCCGAGGAGCCCACCCCAGACAGGACCCCUCCUUCCUUAGGGGGUCGGCAGAACAACAGCAAACAGGGUUUCAGUGGUGCCAGGCAGCGGGCCAAGGAGGAGCAGGGCAUGCUGUCUGUGAGGCCCCUGCAGGCGCACGAGCUGAAUGACUUCCACGGGGUGGCCCCCCUCCACCUCCCCCACGUCUGUAGCAUCUGCGACAAGAAGGUGUUUGAUCUGAAGGACUGGGAGCUGCACGUGAAAGGGAAACUCCACGCUCAGAAGUGCCUGGUCUUCUCUGAAAAUGCUGGUGUCCACUGUCUGCUGGGUUCUGCAGAGGGGACGCUGCAUGCCACUCCCAACAGCACGGCCAUUUACAACCCCGCUGGGACCGAAGAUUAUGCCUCGAAUCUCGGAACACCCUAUGCGAGGCCAUUUGUUCAGCCGAAUCCUGCAUUUCCUUCCCCAGGGACAAAUUUCACACAGCGGAAGUCAGGUGCUGGGCGUGUGGUGCACAUUUGCAAUCUCCCCGAAGGGAGCUGCACAGAGAAUGAUGUCAUCAACCUGGGGCUGCCCUUCGGCAAGGUUACUAAUUACAUCCUCAUGAAGUCCACGAACCAGGCUUUUUUAGAGAUGGCAUACACAGAAGCUGCCCAGGCCAUGGUCCAGUACUACCAUGAAAAAUCUGCUGUCAUCAAUGGUGAGAAGUUGCUCAUUCGGAUGUCCAAGAGAUACAAGGAAUUACAGUUGAAGAAACCUGGGAAGACCGUGGCUGCCAUCAUCCAGGAUAUCCAUUCCCAGAGGGAGAGGGACAUGUUCCGGGAAGCAGACAGAUACGGCCCGGAAAGGCCGCGGUCACGCAGUCCGGUGAGCAGGUCGCUCACGCCCAGCUUCACCUCCUGCAGCUCUUCCCACAGCCCCCCUGGGCCCUGCCGGGCCGACUGGGGCAACAGCCGGGACUCCUGGGAGCACUCUCCCUACGCCAGGAGGGAGGAGGAGCGGGAGCCGGCCCCUUGGAGGGAGAAUGGGGAGGACAAGAGGGACAGGACAGACUCAUGGGCGCACGAUCGCAAACACUACCCCAGGCCGCUGGACAAAGGGGAGUUAGAGGAGCGGCUGGAAGGGGGGCGGGGCCACCGAGACAAGCACCCCAGGCCGGGGUCCCCCAGCGCACUCCACUCUGCGGCUGGCUACAAGAGCCGGGAAGAUGGCUACUACCGGAAGGAGCCCAAAGGCAAGUCGGACAAGUACCUGAAGCAGCAGGAGGCCCCGGGGCGGUCCAGGAGGAAGGAUGAGGCCAGGCUGCGGGACAGCAGACACCUCCACCCCGACUAUGUGGGCAAGGAAGAUGGCCUGGAGCCCAAGGUCACGCGGGCCCUGGAGAGCGCCAGGCCCAAGCCGAGUGAGAAAACGAGAACCAGGAGACCUGACAGAGACCAAGAAGGAGCUGAUGACAGAAGAGAGAGCAGGACAGUGGAGAAUGAGGCUGAAAAAGAGGGACAGGAAGGCAGGGAAGAAAGCCCCUCACCAGCAUGCAGGCAGGAGAAAGAAACAGAGUUCUCUGAUGCAGAAACUGCAAGGGCAAAGCAGGAGCAGCAAGACUGGGAGAGCGGAAGUGAGGCGGAGGGGGAGAGCUGGUAUCCCACAAACAUGGAGGAGCUGGUCACCGUGGAUGAGGUUGGGGAAGAAGAAGAUUUCAUCAUGGAGCCGGAUAUCCCAGAGCUGGAAGAAAUUGUGCCCAUUGACCAGAAGGACAAAAUCUGCCCAGAAAUGUGUCCCUGUGUGACAACCACCUUAGAUUUGGACUUAGCCAAGGAUUUCACCAAGAAGGGAGUCCACACCCUUGGUAAUGGGGCUUCAGAAAUCAUCCUUAAGUCGCCCAGAGAACUGCCUUCUGCUUCCACGAGCUGUCCCAGUGACAUGGACGUGGAAAUGCCCAGCCUAAAUCUGGAUGCUGAGCGGAAGCCAGCUGAAUGUGAGACUGGCCUCUCCCUGGAGGGUUCGGAUUGCUACGAGAAGCAGGCUAAGGCCGUGGAGAGCUCAGACGUGUGCCCGGCCCCUGCAGUCCAGCAAAUGUCUUCCCCCAAGGCAGCUGAGGAGAGGGCCCAGCAGCCCAGCCCAUCUCUCGAUGACCGCAAGGCCAGGGAGACUCCGGAAGAUGGGGCCCGUGAAGGCAGCCCCCUGGAAGACAAGCCCAGCUCCCCCACUGGAACUGAGCUCCAAAGCCAGGCUUGCCAAGGAGUGUUGACCCCGGAAAACUCCAGCUACGUGGAAGUGAAGCCUCUGGACGUGAGGUCGCCAGACCACGAGGUGGAGCUGAAACAGCCCCUUGCUUUGCCUUCCUGGGACCCAGAGGAUAUGUUCAGUGAACUUAGCAUUCCUCUAGGGGUGGAGUUCGUGGUGCCCAGGACGGGCUUCUACUGCAAGCUGUGCGGGCUGUUCUACACGAGUGAGGAGAUGGCGAAGAUUAGCCACUGCCGCAGCGCCGUGCACUACAGGAACCUACAGAAGUACUUGUCCCAGCUGGCUGAGGAGGGCCUGAAAGAGACCGAGGGGGCGAGCAGCCCGACAAGGCCCGAGGACAGCGGAAUCAUGCCUCACUUUGAAAGGAAGAAGCUCUGAAGGACACCGGCCGCUGCUGGGGACGGAGAGGAGGGCCUAUGAGAGGGGCGGCCUGGCCUGCGGGCAGCAGCUAACGCCAGGCGGCAGGGCAGCCAGGCAGGCCGCCCGGGCUUGCCCUGAGGAUUCCCCUGAAGUGCCCCUGGAGGUGUCCUCUUGGGGUGUCCUGCCCCCUGAGGGCUGUCAACUGUCUCCACCUUGACUCUUGUUUCCUUCCUCUUGCAAUUAGCUUCUCGCUCGCUCUCUUCUUCCCCAUUCAUCCCUCCUGCCUAUGCUCCCUCCUCUGUGCCAAGGGUCAUUUCCUUUCCAUAAAACCCAACUUCUCAGGGAUUUUUCAGUGUUUCAGUUCUUGAUGGGAAAUGGCAGGUCGGGCCCGGCUGUUUUCCAAGGAAGAGAGUUCCUGGGGACCCUGAGUCCCUGCAGUGAAGGUGGGGCAGAUUCUCUGUCCACCACCCACGGGCAGCCACCGGGUCCUGCGCCUGGAGAGGGGCAUCCUCCGUCAGCAGCCGAGAGAAGCCGGAUUCCUUUAGCUGCACCAUUUGCCCUGGAAAGCCCUGUUUUUCAUGGCUCCUUCAUCCUCUCAAUUGCUCUGGAAGUCUGACAGAUGCAUGCAUGCCUUAAACUAAAAUUAAAUUACUUUCAUGGAGGAAAAGAGCCUUUCUUUUGGAAGCUCUGGAAUGUUCCUUUCACACUUUUUACCCCCUCCUCUUGACUUCAGGAGAUACCAGGGUUUAUUCUAUUCUGGACGAUUUGUUUUGAUUAACAAUGAGAACAGAAGUGUCUUCUCCUCCAGCUGAAACAGCACUUGGUAGAGGCUUAAGCCGAAGGCUGGCGCGCUGGCCUACCCUGGGUGGCAGUGACUUGGGGCACAAAGACAAGUGGCAUCUGUCUUUGAGUUACCCUUGGUGCCUCCACCUGGCCUCACAGUGGGAUGAUUCUAAGUGGUCUCUGGGAUGGGGAGAAGCUCAGGAAAGAGAAGAAGAGAGGAAGGAAGAACGCUGGCUCUUUGGAGGUGGGCCUUUUCCAGCUUGGCACAAGGUCAAGGUCGUCUCAGAGGUCACUGCAUGACUUCGAUGUGAAAUGUUGUUAUGAAGAGCAGACCCCUUGUUCCGAUGGGGCUGUCUGGUACUGGGAGACUCCAGCCGCAGUCGGGCUACAGGGUCUGAGGCUGUAGUCCCCUGGAAGGGCUUGGGACAAGGUGCUAGGGGAUCGGGCUCACCACAGCCAGUCAGGACCUCCAGCUGGUCUGAGGAGAGCCUGGUGCUGUUUCCACUGGGUGAGCACAAUUCCAAAAGGAUUUUUUUUUUGUUUUAAUUUUUGCAUUUUUCUUUUUAUAGUAGAUAAGAAUAUUCUAUACAUUCUGUCUUCUACAAUACUGGCAGAAGGGUCGACAGAUGACCUUAUGUUUUAUCAGUGAGGAAACAGACUCGGAGAGGAUAAAAAUGUAGAGCAUUAAAACGGUCAUGGGUAAACCUUGGGGCAACGGUCCCCAACAAGCAGGGAACCGUUGGGGGCUGAGAGGGGCACCAGGCAAGCACCAGAAGCAAAUCCAGCCUGGACCUGUGCGGAGAGGAGAGGCCAAGGCAGGCAAGAAAUCUGAACCUAGCUUCAGGUCACGUGGGGCCGGGAACUCUGGGUUCCUCGAAGAAAACAGAACUUAAGGAUGUGUGUCUAGUCUCAGACCUAAUCUCCUGCUGCCUCCAGGGUUUUUACCCAGUUUCUGGACAGCGGCUCUGCCACUGUCUCUCAGAAAACCUUUAACUCUGUACUCUGUGUCUUUCAGCCCUGGAUGCAAGCCUAGGGUCACUCCUUGGGCUCCUCGCCUGACCUUGCUGGGAAAAACAUACUGCGCCCAGCAGAGGAUGGAGCCAUGCCUUUCUGUGGCUGGCAGCCCCUCCCCCAGCAGAGUGGAAGCUGACCUCAACACUCACCUCCCAGCAGGGUUUCCGUGGAAACCGGAGGGCUGUUCAAACAGCCUCCUGCCCCAAUAGUCUCAGGGCACCCUGCCAAUAGACCUAGACCGAACUUCUCCAUGUUGGAAAGUUGGAGAGAGUCCCUGGGAGAGGAGAGAAGGCCUCCCCCACCCGUUCCACCCCUCCA
Condylura cristata (star-nosed mole) is the source of this 5733-nucleotide messenger RNA. RefSeq names its product RNA binding motif protein 20 (gene RBM20). Lineage: Eukaryota; Metazoa; Chordata; Mammalia; Eulipotyphla; Talpidae. Gene Ontology annotation, molecular function: zinc ion binding; mRNA binding. The record is from RefSeq and is a predicted model, not a curated record. Gene Ontology annotation, cellular component: nucleus. Gene Ontology annotation, biological process: regulation of RNA splicing. The transcript is spliced from 14 exons. The coding region runs from base 1 to 3636 and encodes 1211 amino acids.